GAAGUUCAAGUGAAUAUCAUUUUACGUAGUUGGACAACUUUAUAAAAAUAGACUUUUACAAGCAGUAAAAUUACAUUCCUGCGGAUUAAAGUGACAAACAAUUUACUUUUUCAUUUGGAAAGUUCUUUAAUUAUAUUGAAUCAACUGUACUAUGGGAAAAGAAAUCCCCUGGUUGAUCAUAAUUGGGAUUUGUAUCAAGUCAUCAUGUGAGUCUCUCUUCAACACUGAAACUCCUGUUCUCAGCAACGGUACAAACUGGAUACUGGACUACACUGAUAUAGAGACCAAGUUCUCAGUGCGUUCAGUCGAGGAGCCAGAGGAGGAUCUGUGUUACCUGGUGCCAGGCGAUAAGAAUACAGUCACACGGUGUGGCUUCAACAUCAACUUACCCACGUUCGCCAUCAUACAUGGCUGGUCGGUGGCAGGUCUGUUUGCGAGCUGGAUCCACGAGCUGGUAGCGGCCCUGUUUGAGCGUGUGCCCAAUGCCAACGUUAUAGUGGUGGACUGGCUGGAUCGGGCCCAGCACCACUACCCCAACUCUGCUGCCAACACCAAGCUGGUUGGAGAGGAUGUGGCCAGGCUCAUCAACUGGCUGGAGGUGGAUCUGAAGUAUGACCUGAAGAACCUCCACCUGCUGGGCUACAGCCUGGGAGCACACGUGGCUGGCGUAGCUGGAAACCUGACCAACAACAAGGUCAACAGGAUCACUGGCAUGGAUCCGGCUGGGCCUCGCUUCGAAUACGCUGAGCACCUAAACCGCCUGUCUCCUGACGAUGCAACAUUUGUGGACGUCCUCCACACCAACACCAGGGGGUCUCCAGAUCUCAGUAUCGGUAUCCAGAGACCCGUGGGCCACGUGGACAUCUACCCCAACGGAGGAACCGAACAGCCAGGCUGCUCCUUCCGGCACACCGUAGACAUGAUGAGAAGCUUUGGCCUCCACAACAUGGAUCAGAUCGUGAAGUGCGCCCAUGAGCGCUCUGUGCACCUGUUCAUCGACUCGCUGGUGAACAAACAGCAGCAAAGCAUGGCCUACCGCUGCAACUCCAAAGACGCUUUCGACAGGGGCCUGUGUCUCAGUUGCCGUAAGAACCGCUGCAACAACAUGGGCUUCGGGGUCAACAAGAUACGCACCACCAGGAGCGCCAAGAUGUACCUGAAGACCGGCGCCAGUAUGCCCUUCAAAGUCUUCCACUACCAGAUAAAGUUCCAUGUCUUCAAGCAGCAGAACCUGAGUCUGAACGAGCAGCCCUUCAUAGUGUCUCUUUAUGGAACCCACGGAGAGAAGGAGGACGUCCAACUCCUUCUGUCCAACGUGACCACCAACACCACUGUGUCCUUCCUACUGACCACUGACGUAGACCUGGGAGAGCUGCUGAGAGUCACUCUGCAGUGGGACAGUGACUCCUACUUCUCUUUCUUCAACUCAAACGAGUUCAUGGUCCGCAGGAUUAGAGUCAAAACGGGAGAGACCCAGUCCAAGGUGAUUUUCAGAGCAGAAAGUGACAGGAAGUUUGCUCACCUGGUCCAAGGAGGUGACCCUGUGACCUUCUCCAAGUCUAAAGAGGAUCAGAACAGCAGGACGCAUGAGAGAAUCCACAGACUGAAGAUGCAGGGCAGCUUCUUCAAACAAGGCCUGAACGACGCUGCCACAGACACAUCAUCGUCAUCGUUACCCCCAUCACCAGAGCAUUGAGGUCAAAUACUGUAGGUAUGAUUGUAGUAGCUGGUUAGUAGAAGAGUGUACCCGCUGGCUAAGUGUAUGUAUGGGCGCGGCUCAAAUGACACCCUAUUCCCUAUACGGUGACCCUCUAUGUACCCGGGGUCAUGAUCUGCAUCAAGGAUUCAAGUUAUGUUCUCAAAUUUCAAGUCAGGAUUUCAGCCAAAGAUCUGUAGAAGUGUUUGUGAUUGUGAGAGCCAACACAGCAUAGUCCGGGUCCAACAUGAUAGUGUAAAAACAGUAUAUGUUUCUAUAAUAAUAUAUAUGUUUUAACAUUCCAAUCAAGAAGUCAAACUCGGUUUAAUAAGUUCUCAUUUAUAACAGUCAGCUCUGAAAACGUGAUGGUUAAUUAAUUUCAUGAUAGUGUGAUUUCUUUGUUCCUUUCAUUGCGUAUUUAGAUAUGUGAUGUUUCUUUAAUUCAAAUAUAUCUUACUGAAUGGUUAUUUAUCACACAUGUAUCCUUAUAUAUAUAUAUAUAUAUCUACCCUACCCUACCCUACUCUAUAUAUAUCUAC
Molecule: messenger RNA, 2235 nt
Organism: Oncorhynchus tshawytscha (Chinook salmon)
Lineage: Eukaryota; Metazoa; Chordata; Actinopteri; Salmoniformes; Salmonidae
Gene: lplb
Product: lipoprotein lipase
Exons: 10
Coding region: 152-1696 (514 amino acids)
Biological process (GO): lipid metabolic process
Molecular function (GO): lipoprotein lipase activity; apolipoprotein binding
Source: RefSeq, a predicted model, not a curated record